Molecule: messenger RNA, 261 nt
Organism: Ostertagia ostertagi
Lineage: Eukaryota; Metazoa; Nematoda; Chromadorea; Rhabditida; Trichostrongylidae
Source: the annotation of a GenBank genome assembly
AUGAAUGGUGACAGAAAUCGUGAAAUUCAGGCCCUUUACCAAUUAGCCGGCAUGGGCACGGCUCUAGCGUCAGCAAUCGUCGGAGGUCUUAUCACAGGUCUGAUUCUGCAAAUUCGGAUACUGAAUCAGGUCGAUGACCCGGACACAGUGCAUGGGGACAUCAACUACUAUGCACAGUCCGAAUUCAAUUUCCUCAGCAAGUACGAACGAGCACGAGAACAGGAACUGAUGGAACGGGAACGACUUCACGAAAUCUACUGA